Molecule: messenger RNA, 2340 nt
Organism: Drosophila eugracilis
Lineage: Eukaryota; Metazoa; Arthropoda; Insecta; Diptera; Drosophilidae
Product: protein claret segregational
Exons: 3
Coding region: 114-2225 (703 amino acids)
Biological process (GO): microtubule-based movement
Molecular function (GO): ATP binding; microtubule motor activity; microtubule binding
Source: RefSeq, a predicted model, not a curated record
UUGAAGGCGUCGCUUGUCUCGAAUAUCAACAACGCCAAAUAAUUUGUAAACGUAAUUGCAAGGAGCUAGACGAGCGGAAUAGUAUCUCUAACAUUAAGUAUAAUUAGUUGGCUAUGGAAUCCCGAUUACCAAAACCUUCGGGCAUUAAACGUCCCCAGAUGCCGGUGAAAACCAUACUGCCUACAGAUCGAAUUCGCGCAGGGGGUCCUGCAGGAUUGGGAAUGGGACUAGGAGGUGCUGGUGGAGCCAGUGCCUUCAAUGCAAACCAGACGUACUGCGGCAACUUACUGCCUCCAUUGUCGAGGGACCUUAAUAAUCUUCCCCAGGUACUUGAGCGUAGAGGAGGCGGAGCGCGUGCUGCCUCUCCGGAACCCAUGAAGAUGACUAAUAGGGCCAAGCUAAGACGCAGUCGGAGCGCCUGUGAACUUCGCGGAAAUAAACGCACUGCUGUUGUUCCUUCAUUGCCUACUAUUCCCAGCAAAGUGACACGCCUUGCCAGCACGCUGACUGUUCCCAAUCACCAACCGGUGAGGCCUGGUGCUACCGCUUCAUCAGCAACAACCACAGCUGCUAAAAGACCACCAGUUACGCGUCCUGCUCCUCGUGUUGCGGCGCCAGCCACUACCAAAAAAACCGUAGGAGGAGCAACGAACGCAGGAACAAGCGCGUCUGCUGCCCCGACAAAACGUAUCGCUCCUUAUGACUUCAAGGCCCGCUUCCACGACCUUUUGGAGAAACACAAAGUUCUCAAAACCAAAUACGAGAAGCAGACAGAGGACAUGGGGGAGCUGGAGUCCAUGCCAACGCAACUAGAGGAAGCGCAGAGCAAACUAUUUGAGACGGAAACCUCUCUGAAGAGUAUGCAGACUGACAACGAGUGUCUCCAGCGGCAAGUUAAGCAACAUACCAAGAAUAUAGAGACAAUCACAUCAACGCUGGGCAAGACUAAAGAAGAGCUCUCUGAGUUGCAGGCAAUACACGAGAAAGUUAAAACCGAGCAUGCCGCUCUAAGCAAAGAAGUGGUGCAUUUGCGCAAGCGCACCGAGGAACUCCUGCGCAGCAAUAAGCAACAGGCCGCGGAAUUGGAAACUUGCAAAGAGCAACUUUUCCAGUCGAAUAUGGAGCGCAAGGAGUUGCACAAUACGGUGAUGGAUCUGCGCGGCAACAUCCGGGUCUUCUGUCGAAUAAGACCGCCGCUUGAGUCUGAGGAGAACCGAAUGUGCUGCACUUGGACGUACCAUGACGAGGCGACCGUGGAGCUGCAAAGCCUAGACGGGCAGGCCAAAAGCAAAAUGGGGCAACAGAUCUUCUCCUUUGACCAGGUCUUCCAUCCACUUUCCUCCCAGUCGGAUAUCUUCGAAAUGGUUUCACCGCUUAUUCAAUCGGCUCUGGAUGGUUACAAUAUUUGCAUCUUUGCCUAUGGACAGACUGGCAGUGGCAAGACAUACACAAUGGACGGAGUAGCGGACAGUGUUGGAGUCAUUCCACGCACAGUUGAUCUACUCUUUGACUCUAUUAGGGGCUAUCGCAAUUUAGGUUGGGAGUACGAGAUCAAGGCUACCUUUCUAGAGAUCUACAACGAAGUGCUGUACGAUUUGUUGAGCAACGAGCAGAAGGAUAUGGAGAUUCGUAUGGCCAAGAACAACAAGAACGAUAUUUACGUGUCCAACAUAACGGAGGAGACUGUCCUCGAUCCUAAUCAUCUGCGCCAUCUGAUGCAUACGGCUAAGAUGAACAGGGCCACUGCCUCAACGGCUGGCAACGAGCGCUCCUCCCGUUCUCAUGCUGUUACCAAACUGGAGCUCAUCGGUCGCCAUUCUGAGAAGCAAGAAAUUUCGGUGGGUUCGAUAAACCUUGUUGAUUUGGCCGGCUCGGAAUCCCCGAAGACAAGUACCCGUAUGACUGAGACGAAAAACAUCAACCGCUCGCUUUCGGAGCUCACAAACGUUAUCUUAGCGCUACUGCAAAAGCAAGAUCAUAUUCCGUACCGAAAUUCGAAGCUUACACAUCUCUUGAUGCCUUCGCUGGGUGGCAACUCAAAGACCCUUAUGUUCAUCAAUGUUUCGCCGUUCCAAGACUGUUUCCAAGAGUCCGUAAAGUCUCUCCGGUUCGCUGCCUCAGUGAACUCUUGUAAAAUGACAAAGGCUAAGAGGAAUCGCUAUAUAAACAACUCGGUGGCCAAUAGCAGCACACAAAGCAACAACAGCAACAGUUUCGAUAAAUAAAGAUAGUCUUGUUCUCAGUUGUAACAAUUUUAAAAAUUUCUAACCUGUUAUUCCUUAAUUUAUGUGUUUACUUUUAGUGCAAAUAAACUAAUAAAGUGCUGGAAUUCAAAGUUUA